ACUCUCAACUUGGUCAUGAAGUUGCGAGCUGCCUGAUUCUCUCAAAAUGUAAAAAACAGGGAGCAACAGAGAAAGAGACCCAAAAAAAAAAACAAGACAAAAGUUUCGAGGAAGGCAGAGACAAACACUCUUGAGAGUCUGGGCCCAGGGCCUGGGGUGUGCCCAGCAGCUGGGGGCGGGGUUGCAUAUUCCCGAGUCGGGGAGCAGUCUCCGGACAGGAUAUGAGAGAGGAACUGGGGUCUCCAGUCACGGGAGUCAGCUGGGGCUGCAGGCGGGAAGGGAUCGUGGCUGCUGUGGCUGACGUCUCCCUCUCAGGAUGCGGGUCCCCCGGCCUCAGCCCUGGGGGCUCUGCUUCCUGCUCUUCCUCCUGCCCGGGACCCUGCGCGCAGAGAGCUAUCGCUCCCUGCUGUACCACUUGACCGCGGUGUCCUCCCCCGCCCCGGGGACUCCUGCCUUCUGGGUAUCGGGCUGGCUGGGUCCACAGCAGUACCUGAGCUACAAUGACCUGCGGGCCGAGGCCGAGCCCUGCGGCGCCUGGGUCUGGGAAAACCAGGUGUCCUGGUAUUGGGAGAAGGAGACCACAGACCUGAAGAACAAGCAGAAGCUCUUCCUCGAGGCUCUCACCGUCUUGGCGAAAGGAGAUUCCUACACCCUGCAGGGCCUGCUGGGCUGUGAGCUGGGCCCUGACAACGUGUCGGUGCCGGUGGCCACAUUUGCCCUGAAUGGCGAGGAGUUCAUGAAGUUCGAUCCCAAGGAGGGCACCUGGGAUGGAGACUGGCCCGAGGCCAAGAGCAUCAGCGACAAGUGGAUGCAGCAGGCGGAAGCUGUGAACAAGGAGAAGACCUUCCUGCUGUACUCCUGCCCCCAUCGGCUGCUGGGCCACCUGGAGAGGGGCCGUGGAAACCUGGAGUGGAAGGAACCCCCCUCCAUGCGCCUGAAGGCCCGGCCAGGCAGCCCCGGCUUUUCUGUGCUCACCUGCAGCGCCUUCUCCUUCUACCCGCCGGAGCUUCAGCUGCGAUUCCUACGGAAUGGGCUAGCGGUUGGCUCAGGGGACAGCGACGUUGGCCCCAAUGGCGACGGCUCCUUCCACGCCUGGUCAACGCUAACAGUUAAAAGUGGAGAUGAGCACCACUACCGCUGUGUGGUGCAGCACGCGGGGCUGCCGCAGCCCCUCAUUGUGGAACUGGAAUCAUCAGCCAAGUCCGUGAUGCCAGUGGUUGGAAUCGUCAUCGGCCUCUUACUGAUCACGGCAGUGGCUGUAGGAGGAGCUCUGCUGUGGAGGAGGAUGAGGAACGGGCUACCAGCCCCUUGGAUCUCUCUCCGUGGGGACGACGGAGGGACCCUCCUGCCCACUCCUGGCCUGCCCAAGGAUGUUGAUUCUUAGGACAUAUAAGCAUUGUUAGCAACUGUCUGAUCGUCCCCCAUCCUGACUGUUACCAGCUAAUGCAGUCAGGUCCCUUUCAUGCUGUGAGACGUCCUGGAAUCCUGAUAUUUCUGAGCCUCCGGAAGGGGUCCUGGGCCGGGUGUCCUCCCUCUGGAUUUGUCCUCCUGUGAUCUGCCUCAGUUUCCCCUCCUAAUAUAUAUGGCUCUUUUCCACCUCCACAUAUAACAUGAGUUUGGGCCCGAA
This is a messenger RNA of Molossus molossus (Pallas's mastiff bat), 1627 nucleotides long. It is a transcript of the gene FCGRT, whose product is annotated as Fc fragment of IgG receptor and transporter. NCBI's taxonomy places the organism in Eukaryota, Metazoa, Chordata, Mammalia, Chiroptera, Molossidae. Gene Ontology annotation, biological process: immune response. Gene Ontology annotation, cellular component: external side of plasma membrane. Bases 317 to 1384 code for a protein of 355 amino acids. The record is from RefSeq and is a predicted model, not a curated record. Gene Ontology annotation, molecular function: beta-2-microglobulin binding. The transcript is spliced from 7 exons.